Helobdella robusta is the source of this 1887-nucleotide messenger RNA. RefSeq lists its product as hypothetical. Gene Ontology annotation, molecular function: protein tyrosine phosphatase activity. The record is from RefSeq and is a predicted model, not a curated record. NCBI's taxonomy places the organism in Eukaryota, Metazoa, Annelida, Clitellata, Rhynchobdellida, Glossiphoniidae. The transcript is spliced from 3 exons. Bases 1 to 1887 code for a protein of 628 amino acids. Gene Ontology annotation, biological process: protein dephosphorylation.
AUGUAUCUAAGUCACUGCAUGGCAAUUUUCCUGAUUUUUUCAUGCAAUGGAAAAAUAAAAAGUUUUAAAAUUUAUGUCGAAUUUGGUGAGCUGAGCCAGUACUGCUGCGAAAACACAUUCCAAGAAUCAUCGUUGCACUUACCACAUUUGUUAAUGGCAGCAAGAAAUUUUGCGUCCGUCAACUUCACCUGGCAACCACAAAUAGUGGUUGACAGUAAGCCAUUCAGGAAAUACAAUCUGAAGAUAUGUAAGAAAUACAUCAACCUCUGUCUCGACGAUAAGAACCUACGCUACCAGUACGACCAUUCAAGUAUUAAUUUCACGUAUUUGGCGCCGUCGAGUUGUUACUUUGUGUUUGCCUGGCUGGGAUCGACUAAUUGGAAUUAUAGUGAACAUUUUUGUACACGGGCUUUUCCUCUUUUAACGGUUAAACAAAGUUUCUCCCACGUAGUUCAGAUUGUCAAUAAAAACGCGUCCCACAUAACGUUUAAUGUUUCGACGAGAGAUUCAACCGAAAUUCAAAAAUCAUCGCACGAAGACCACUUUAAGAUUUUUGUGCUAGGCGUAUUUGAAAAAGAUCAAAAUGUUACAAGUGAACACUUUUUUCACAAUGUAUUUACAGCAGAUUUGAAACUCUGCCACAUGAACCCAGGAGUCUUCUACAUCAACGAUCACAUCGCAGAUUAUCGACGGAUCGGCUUUUACACAAUUGACAGAUCAGACCUGAUGAAUAAUUAUAAAGCUAUAACCUUAAACAAGUUGCUGCUAAAUGAAACAAGAUUUGAAUAUCAUUUGUGGAUUGGUCACAUAAUAUUUAUUGAUGGUGCAAUCGACAUUUAUUUUUCAAAAAUAGUUGAUAUACAGCAUUAUGCAUCCACCUAUAAAGAAGCUGUUGCCGAUCUUAAUGUUCAUUUCAUGUUCAUCGUUCCUGUCAUCGUUGCUGUUCUUAUUAUUGUUGCGCUAACUUCCUUUCUGCUAAUCAGAUGGAAGAUGAAUGUCCCAUUUAAACUCAUAAAUUCAAAUGAAAAUAAUACUUUCCAUCAAUCAUCGACAUACAUGUGCGACUUACUCCACGACAGGAAAAACUUCAAAACACUGGAAGAAGAAUUUUAUUCGUUGCAAAAACCAAAUCCACAACCAGAAUGUUUGAUUGCGUCGUUACCGGAAAAUCUUUCAAAAAACAGGUACAAAAAUUAUUUUCCAUUUGAUCAGAAUAGAGUUGUUCUACCACCGGCUUGUUGCUCUCAAAGUGAUUACAUAAACGCCAGUUUCAUAUCCACCUUGUAUCACUUCAACAAAUUUAUCACGGCACAGUGCCCUCUUCCCAACACUGUUGAAGAUUUUUGGACGAUGAUUUGGGUUAACAAAAUUUCAAUUUUAAUUUUACUGGGAAAUUUUGAAGAGACCUUUUUUUUCAAAUACUGGCCCAAAAAUUUAAAAAAAGAAGUGAAGUAUAAUUCUAUGAACGUCAAACUGUUGUCUGUCGUACAAACGAGUCCUUUGUCGUUUCAACAUAUCUUUAAGCUUCAAAAAGGGAAUGUUCAACUUGCUCAAACAGUUGAACAAUGGUCUUACUCAUCUUGGACUCCUGAAUUGUUGCCAGGAAAUUUUGAAAGUUUUUCAAGUUUUAUAAUGACAUUAAAAAUUAUAUUUAAAACGAACAAAAGUCCGGUGGCAGUUGUAUGUGAUGAUGGCAGUCAGAAGUGCAGUCUUUUCCUGGCGACAGUAGAAGCCACAAACCAUCUGGCGAGGCGUGGUGUGGUGGAUAUUCCAAACAUCGUCAACAAGUUACGCUCCCAGCGUGCUCACUCAAUUGAUUAUUUCGAUCAAUAUUGUACUAUUUACGAAAUUUUGCAUCAAUUUAUUAAAUCUGGAUAUUUCAACUGA